AUGGCCGCAACUCGAGGAGCCAAGAGACCAGUCGUGCGCAAGCAGGAGGAGGGAUUCGUCGGGGAGCUCAGGGAGCUCCUCCGGGAUCUUUUCGAUGCCAUGCCGUCCAUUCCACCUGCGCUGCGUUCGACAUUGGCCUUUGCCGUGCCCCUGGUGGCGAUUUUUCUCACCUUCCGGAAGCUGCCGGCCAUGCGGGUCGAGAAUGGAAGCGUUGACAGCUGCGAUCCCAUCAGGACGUACGGAGAGAUCACCAAGAGCGGUAUGCUCUCCGUAGCCCAACUGGCGGCAAAACCAGGCGGCGUCUUCCUUGACAUUGGCUCCGGCAACGGUGCCUUCGUCCUCUGGGCCGCGUCGAAGCCGCCCGAGGGCGGCGGCUACAACUACAGCCGAGGAGUUGAGGUCAUGCUGGAGCGCCAUCAGCAAGCUCUCGCCAAAGUGUCGGAAGCUUCCCAGCGCCGCGGCAAAGUCGACCUGGUCCAUGGCAACAUCCUGGAACACCUCCAGCUACUCUCUGGUGUGAUGUUGGUCUACUGGAACAACCUUUGCUUCUCCUCCUCUGAGUCAAAGGCCGUUCUUCAGGCCUUCACGCAACGUGCGCCGCGAGGCGCCACUCUGGUGACCCUUGCAGAAUUGAAGAUCGAGGCCGGCGCGCUGCCAGCCCUCUCAGUCAGGCGUGGUACUUCUUCGCUCCAGAUGGAGUGGCGCGAGGAAGGGUACUUGCCCUUCGUGUACACUCGGACGUGA
Molecule: messenger RNA, 744 nt
Organism: Symbiodinium natans
Lineage: Eukaryota; Dinophyceae; Suessiales; Symbiodiniaceae
Source: the annotation of a GenBank genome assembly